AUGACUAACGACGAGAAUACUGCACUGCUUGACACGCUGUCUGACAAGUUUGAUAAGAAUGAUGAUUUGGAGUCUAGCAUGGUCAAAGCGAUUGAAAAUGCGUCAAACCCGGAUCAUAUUGUGAAGUCGGCUGCUGCGAAUCCGCUCGCGUUUAAUAUGCAUUCGACUUCAGAGCAGCAAACUGCGAACGUUCAGCAAGUCUUCUUCUGUCCAGUGGACACAAGUUUACGGCGUGUUUCGAUCGAGGGAGUCGUGACAUCGAGUGGAGAUGUCUCGACGAACCCUCACGAAAACUUGCUGCCCUUCACUGAGCAUUGGGGCUCCAAGAUGGGAAAUGCCAAUAGUCCGACUUGUAUAACGCCUCCACCCGACGACGGCAAACAGCUUCUUGACUCAGUCUUGCGUUUUGUCACAGACUCCGACCUUGAGAUACUAGACGCUGAGCUGACGACAGCAGACCUCGCUUGUGCGAUCGGCCAUAUGAAGGCGACAUCAUCUCCAGGUAUGGAUGGCUUGACUGCUGGAUUCUACCAAGUGGCACCAGACGUGUUUGACGAGUGCUUCGUAGUCAUCUUCAAUGAUCGACUUCGACGCGGUAAGCUCCUAGUGUCUCAGCACAAAUCUGCGGUAGUAUUGAUACACAAAAAAGGUUUGCGUACUGAGCCAGGUAACUACCGACCAAUCGCGCUCGUUGCAGUCGACUUCAAAAUGCUGUCGAAAGCGCUAACGUAUCGGCUACAAAAUGUGAUUGUCAAUUUGAUUCAUCCGGAUCCGAAGGGUUUUGUCAAUGGUCGAUCAAUCCAUCAUCACGUGCGCUUUCUCGCCGACUUGCAAGAUCUUGUCACGAACCAAGACAAAGAGGCGUAUGCAAUGUUCUUGGCCUUUCAAAAGUCGUUUGAUCGCGUCAAUUGGGCAUACAUUUUCCGACUGCUGGUGCGCAUGGGCUUUGGAAAAAAGUUUGUCACUUAUAUCCAGCUACUGUACACCAAGCCAAAAGCCACCUACUUAUCAACGGCAAUAUCCAGCCGGCCAUACAUCCCACACGCGGCGUAA
Plasmopara halstedii is the source of this 1053-nucleotide messenger RNA. RefSeq names its product FOG: Reverse transcriptase. The record is from RefSeq and is a predicted model, not a curated record. NCBI's taxonomy places the organism in Eukaryota, Oomycota, Peronosporomycetes, Peronosporales, Peronosporaceae. The coding region runs from base 1 to 1053 and encodes 350 amino acids. The transcript is spliced from 2 exons.